AUGAAGGAGUCUCUGUACUACUAUAUUACUCUAUUUCCAUAUUGUAGGGAAGCGGCAAGAGAAUGUCGUCGCAAGAAGAAGGAGUAUGUACGUUGUUUGGAGCGUCAGGUAGCCAUACUGCAAGACCAAAAUCGUCAGUUGAUCGAGGAAUUGCAGAAGAUGAAAGCGCUAUGUGCAGGCGCCUUUCUGGAUCCAGCUGUCCAACAGACCCAAUUACAGAACCCCCCUGGGCUCUCCAAUGACCGGAGACUUAGUGGUUCUGGUGCUGGUGACGAGGGAAGUGGGAUGGAUUUUGUGGACUCUGCCCCGUCCGCUUCCUCAGCUGCUCACCACCAUCACCAUCCCCACCGCAAACCACCACCUCGCUUGCCCUCACCCCAGCCUGUUGUCGCCACAUCGGAUACCAGUGGGGGCAACGCAAACAAUUUUCACUCUUCCUCAGAAAUGGAUACCGACUCCUCUGCUUCUCGAACAGUAUCCAGUGAUCUUACUCUCCUCAAAUCGCCUGUUUCGCAGACCCAACAACGACUGCUUCUGCUUCACGGUCUUUCAGCACUCAAGGAAGGCGGAGCUAGUGCUGCUGGCAGUAGUAGUAGUACCGGAGCAAGGAAGAGUGAAGAAAACGAUUACUCUAGCGGUGCAUGGAUGUCUUCUCUUCCUGAUCAGAAAUCGAAGUUUCCCGAAGACGAGAUGGAUACUAGACUCCCCUCCUCCUCACCCCACAUCCACCCUGUUAAGCGGGUUCUCAAGCGCUUUGGCAAUGAGCAGCACCGGUUAUCACAACUGCAAAAACAGCAACAGCAAAAAAGUGCGGGCAAACCAGAUCCAGAUAAGACCCAGUAG
Molecule: messenger RNA, 843 nt
Organism: Hydatigera taeniaeformis
Lineage: Eukaryota; Metazoa; Platyhelminthes; Cestoda; Cyclophyllidea; Taeniidae
Source: the annotation of a GenBank genome assembly